AUGAGCGGCCCCGAUGGCACAUCACCACCCCAUGAUCAGCUCGACCGAGGGAUGGCCUCCACUGAGACUGACAUUGCCAUCAUUGCUGGUGUGAUUGUUGCUGUAGCCUUCAUCUUGGUCUGCCUCCUGCUAGUCAUGCUAAACUACAUAUACUGGCACAAGGGAACAUACCACACCAAUAAGGACAAGGGAACAGAGUUCACUGAGAGUACAGAUGUGGCUCUACAGGGUGAUCCUGCCCUCCAAGAUGCCUGUGAAAGUAGUAGAAAGGAGUACUUCAUCUGA
This is a messenger RNA of Chrysochloris asiatica (Cape golden mole), 285 nucleotides long. RefSeq names its product glycophorin-C-like. The record is from RefSeq and is a predicted model, not a curated record. Lineage: Eukaryota; Metazoa; Chordata; Mammalia; Afrosoricida; Chrysochloridae. Bases 1 to 285 code for a protein of 94 amino acids. Gene Ontology annotation, cellular component: membrane; cortical cytoskeleton. The transcript has a single exon.